This is a messenger RNA of Zingiber officinale, 696 nucleotides long. RefSeq names its product serine/threonine protein phosphatase 2A 57 kDa regulatory subunit B' beta isoform-like. Gene Ontology annotation, biological process: signal transduction. The transcript is spliced from 2 exons. Gene Ontology annotation, cellular component: protein phosphatase type 2A complex. The coding region runs from base 1 to 696 and encodes 231 amino acids. Lineage: Eukaryota; Viridiplantae; Streptophyta; Magnoliopsida; Zingiberales; Zingiberaceae. Gene Ontology annotation, molecular function: protein phosphatase regulator activity. The record is from RefSeq and is a predicted model, not a curated record.
AUGGAGGGCCAGGCGGGUGAAAACUUGCCUGUGGUAGCCGAGGCACUGCUUCACGCUGCUCAGGUUGCUUCUCUGAUCUGCUCCUCUGAUGUGCCGACCGGCAAGUUCCCACUGCUUUCCAGCGCCGAUCCCACUCCUCAGGCGCUUUAUUUUGCCUCCCGUUCCUCUGACGCCGAUCCCGGCUCCCCCUGCCAACUGCACUCCUCCCCAGCCCCCGGUUCCAUCCCACAAAUCGAGUCCCUCCCACUCAUUCGCGAUGUGCACGUACUUGAGCUCCAGGCGCUCUUUCUCCGCAAACUUCGGAUCUUCUCUGUGCUCUUCGACUUCUCCGACACACUCAAGUCGGCCCGCGAGAAGGAGGUGAAGCGGCAGACGCUGUCGGAGCUUGUCGACUUCGUGCAAUCCGUCUCCGGCCGGCUCAACGAGCAGGUACAGGAAGAGCUCGUCCGUACUAUAGACGUCAAUAUCUUCCGCAGUCUCCCUCCGGCUUCCCAUGAAAACACCGGCGUCGAGCCCACCGACCCGGAGGAGGAGGACCCCUACCUCGACCCCGCCUGGCCUCAUCUCCAGCUCGUCUAUAAGCUCCUUCUCCGCUACGUCGUGUCGUCCGACACCGAUACCAAGGUCGCCAAGCGCUACAUCGACCACUCAUUCGUGCUCCGCCUUCUCGACCUCUUAAACUCCGAAGACCUCUGA